Penicillium chermesinum is the source of this 2142-nucleotide messenger RNA. Its product is annotated as putative chromatin remodeling complex subunit (Rsc9). Gene Ontology annotation, biological process: regulation of DNA-templated transcription. Bases 1 to 2142 code for a protein of 713 amino acids. The transcript has 4 exons. The record is from RefSeq and is a predicted model, not a curated record. Lineage: Eukaryota; Fungi; Ascomycota; Eurotiomycetes; Eurotiales; Aspergillaceae. Gene Ontology annotation, molecular function: DNA binding.
AUGUCCGGCACCACUCCACAACGGACUUCAUUGCGGCAGGGUCUGCGCCAGGCCCCCAAGGUGAAUCAACCUUUCAUCCCCGACACCACUCCUGCUCGCCGAUCGCACCAUCAAAGCUUCACCUCACCACAGCCUCAACACAUCCCGCCCAUGAACCACAACCCUGCUGCCAACCCGAAUAGUGCACACUUUGCGGUUGAGAGUUGGGAAGGAAGGAAUCAGCCCCAAUUGCCUAUGUCGACCAGGGAGGUGCCGACUCCUGGAAACCGACCGGCUCUGUUUGCUCAUGACCGAUCAAAGCUAGCAAAGCAGCCCGAUUUCUACGACCCGUACUUCCCACUCAAGUAUCUCGAAAUACCCCGGAACGAUCACAUCUACAAACGCGCCCACUAUGGACUCCAAUCCGGCAUCCCCGAUGAAGUUGAUUUCGCGUUAUAUCACCUUGUUCAGAUAUCAAACCAAAGAUGGGACAAGUUCAAAUUCGAAGGAUUCCCUUUGCUUGCCGAGACUCUGAUGCAAAAAGCCCUGGAAAUUACCCACCUAUGCACUGGGGUUCGUUGGGAGUUUGAGUACGAUCCUCGACGGCUAACUGACCGCGUGAAUGUACUCAACUCACUCCACGGCACACGUGACUUACUCGACAAACUCCGGAAAAUCCCAGUGAACUUGCCCACCGAUAGUCUCGAAACAGAGGAAUUCAACCAUGCCCUGCGUAAUAUCAAGGAGGCCACACUGGUCGUGAGGAAUAUGGUUCUUUUAAGGGAAAAUGCCUUCUACGUCUCUCAAUAUGCCAGCGGCCUUCUUCGUGACUUCCUGGUCAUUCUCAUCAAUGUGCCCAACCAGCCCCGUCUGAAUGAGCUCAAGAAUGAUGCAUUGGAUAUCGCAGAGGAGGUGACGAAGUACAUGAGAACGGAUGCCGAAGAUCCAUUCUGGAUUUCGCUGGUCAAUUGCAUCGAUUCGCCAGAUCGAUCCCACGUCAUGAAAGCCUUAUGGGCACUGACGCACUUUUCUACCGAGCUGAAUGUUGGAGAUGGCAACCGAGCUAUGGAGAGUCUGUCCAAACCUACACUCCAGCAGAUGUAUUAUCAUACGCUCCUAGAUCUGGACAAAGAUAUUCUCAGUGGCGCACUGGAUUUCUGGUAUCAAUACACACUGAAUCCUGACAACAUUGAGACUCUCAUGGAUGUUAUCAACUUCCCUAUUGUCUUCGUACCACGCAUGAUCGCAUUACUCACAUAUGAAGGGCGGCCGACAAAGAGGGAAACUGUCCUCCAGGAGGAAAAGGUCGCUCCUCCUCCAGCAGACAUUCCGCGCGACCAAGAGUGCGAAAUCACCCAGAUUGCUCUGUGGCAGGCCUACCAGAGCCGUUUUGCGGAUUCCCGUGUUCCCGGGGGUGGCGUGCUUCCUGCCGCUGAAUUCAUCAAGAAUGUUAGCAAUACUUUUACCAAUGCACAAGCGCAGGUGAUCAAUGGCCCAGGAACUGCUACCAAGUUCAUCAUCAAAGGGAUUCGCCCCUUGGAGACUGCAUACACCUUCGACGGGUUCCCUUACUUGUACUGCAAAUGGGCCGACAAUUCGAAGCCCGCAGGGAUGUGUCUCCGUGCAUUCGGAUCCCCUCAAGACCUCAAGGCCCACGUUUUCGCUGACCACAUGCAUCUCGAGCCCGAAGGAGAAGAUGCGCCGGGCAAAUUCAAACUCGAGACAGCAGAAACCCCCAUCCAUACCUGCCAAUGGGACAAUUGUCCUCGCUUCCGGGCAUCAGAACCCAGCGCGAACACUGCGAUGGUCGCGGGCCAUGUUUCAUCUCACCUGCCUGAAGAUCGCCCCGCAAAUGCAGCACCGCCGAGUACCAAGCGUGCAGUUCUGCAGGAGCGAAUUGUCCGCAAAUGGUACUACAUGGAUACGCCUAUGAACGAGAAGUCAGAGCCUAUCGGCGUGGCGUACAAAGCGGCGCUGGUCCUGCGCAACAUUGCUCGUGGUCUCCCCAACCGUGUCGCCACCAAACACGGCGGUUUAUCCUGGAAGAAGACCUGCUUUGUGAGCCAGCGGCCCAAGAUCGUCGAAGUCUGGGAUCGAAACCGGGCUCUACGCAAAGAACUAACCGAGUUGAUUAUGGUCAUGGAGAAAGACGAUGAUAUCUGA